UCUCAUAAUUUUCUACUCUCUUCUCAACUGUCUCGCCGUGUUCAUCUCGCGUGCAUAGCAGUCAGAAAAACACUGCGAGAAAGAAAAGAAGAAUCAUAGAGGAAAGGAAAAACCCCUUUUGACCAUUGCGCCUCCGUUUCUAUUUUCCCUAUUGAUUCUACCGACAAAGCCUUUUUUGGGUUUUUGUCUUCGUCUUGUGAUCGUUCCUCCUCUCUGGGGUUACGGUUCUGUUUGUGAUCAACCCCGAUCUUUUUUUCCUUCGCGAUUUGGAUUCGGAUACCCAGUUGCGCUUCUUUUUCUGGGUGUCUUCUCUUUUGGCCAAUGUUUCGGUUUUACAUGGUGAGAAAGUUUUAAAGGGGAUUAAUUCUAUGUGGGUUCCUUCAUAUUGGCCAAUCAAUGUUGACUGUAUCAUCAGUGUGGUUAUGAAGUAAUAUGGAAGUGCUCUUUGCGCGGAUAACACAUCAACGACAACAUCAAGGAAAAUAACAUGUCGUUUUACAUUGGUCGCGAGGCUUCUAAGCUAUGGAAGAGAAUUUGUGCGGAGACAACUACGGAGAUCAACCUCCUCGCUGAGAAUUGGAAGUACCUUCUCGCUGGUCUUGUUUUUCAGUAUAUACAUGGUUUGGCUGCCCGAGGAGUUCAUUAUUUACACAAGCCUGCCCCUACUCUACAAGAUGUUGGAUUCUUCCUUCUUCGGGAGCUUGGGCAAGACAAAGCUUACAUAAGUGAAACGUUGUUUUCCCUUAUCUUUUUAUCCUUUGUAUUGUGGACAUUUCAUCCUUUCAUAUUCAAGAGCAGAAAGAUCUACACAGUUGUCAUAUGGUGCAGGGUUUUCGCAUUUUUAGUUGCUUCUCAAGUUCUUCGUAUAAUAACUUUCUAUUCUACACAACUUCCUGGUCCGAACUACCACUGCCGUGAGGGGUCUAAUCUUGCCACAUUACCUCAUCCAAAUAGUGUCUUUGAAGUUCUCUUUCUCAAUUUUCCACGUGGUGUGGUCUAUGGAUGUGGUGAUUUGAUAUUCUCAUCGCACAUGAUUUUUACUCUUGUUUUUGUGCUCACGUAUCAGAAAUAUGGCUCUCGAAGGUCAAUAAAGCAGCUUGGGUGGCUGCUUGCUGUGGUUCAGAGUCUUUUGAUAGUAGCAUCACGCAAACAUUACACAGUCGAUGUAGUUGUUGCCUGGUACACUGUUAAUUUGGUGGUAUUUUUUAUUGACAAGAAAUUGCCAGAAUUACCAGACAGGUCAAUUGCAGCUGCAACGUUGCUACCGUUGAGCAUCAAAGACAAAGACGGAAGGACCAAAGAAGAGAAUCACAAGCUAUUAAAUGGGAAUUCUGGAGACCCCCUAGAUUGGAGGCAGAGAACUCAAGUGAAUGGCAAGAUCAUGGAAGAUGGCAAUACACUCCAUGUAGACUCUGCCAUGAAUGGUGCAUAGAUAUACGACCCUCUUCUGUACAAAUUGGAUCCACUUCAAGAUUGCUGAUGGAAAGCUGCAACAUUCAAUUUGAAGAAUUUGUUGUCUGAACAUUCAGUUGUUUAUUCAAAUUAAUAGCAUGAUUUGCAUUUGUGAAAUUGAAACUGGGUUGUGCAUUUCAACGUUUUGCAGCUCAGAUCCCAUGUCAUAGUUAAAUUAUCUAUUCACACCAUCAGCAUGUGCCAUAGAAAAUUUUCCA
Vigna radiata var. radiata (mung bean) is the source of this 1670-nucleotide messenger RNA. RefSeq names its product phosphatidylinositol:ceramide inositolphosphotransferase 1. The record is from RefSeq and is a predicted model, not a curated record. Gene Ontology annotation, molecular function: inositol phosphoceramide synthase activity; sphingomyelin synthase activity; ceramide cholinephosphotransferase activity. Gene Ontology annotation, biological process: ceramide biosynthetic process. Bases 488 to 1432 code for a protein of 314 amino acids. Gene Ontology annotation, cellular component: trans-Golgi network; endoplasmic reticulum membrane; Golgi membrane. Lineage: Eukaryota; Viridiplantae; Streptophyta; Magnoliopsida; Fabales; Fabaceae. The transcript has 12 exons.